AUGGACGAUGAAGCGACGAAGAAGCGCAUGAUGGCGGUCCUAUCACACUGAAAAGUUGUUCCGCAUCCCCAGAAAGAAGAAGUGUUUGCCUUGCAGAGCUUCCACAUGAAGAAUCUCUUUCUCAUGAAUGUGAUGUAUCUAUACUAAAUUCAUUCGUUUCGAUUCGGUCCAGAAUCCGACCAGGCUUGUUGCGCGGCUCUCACCUUAUUACAGACAUCGCUAACGAAAACGAUGUUGAACCGCUGCGCAAUACAAAAUUUGAUUAUUCUGGGCAGCGCAAAAUUUGAUUAUUCUGGGAGGAAAAGUCGCGUUGCUGACAUAGUACUACUUGCACAGGGCUGCGAGUUUGUUUUUCCACCAUCAAGGGUCGUGGGGGCUUGGAAGUACAAACGCUCUCUGAAAUAAAAUCUACUGGGGCGGGGGCACAGUUUUUCAAUUUGAUAGAGGGACGGCUGCGACUACAUUACUCACGCCUUGCGGUUCGUGCUCGUUGACACUGGGGGUGCGCUGCUGCAGAUUUUCGAGUGGAUAGACGAGGAGGAUGACAAAAUCGUGGUUCGGUGCAAGUACGGCGUCACGAACAUUGACCAGGAGGCGGAACGAAAGAUGUACCGGAAUUUCAUCAAGGAGGCCCAGAAAAUCCAACGCGAAACGUAUUACAAUGAAAAAUGCCCCCACCCCCAAACUUGGGAGCAUUUGUAUUGCAAACUUUUCCAAAUGAAACAUUCGCCCUCUUGCAUCUAUCAGCAUCAGAGAUUUCCGAUCGCGAAUAGCAAAAAUUUGUAUUGCAAAAUAUCCCAGCAGGAGCGGCGCUUCUCAUGCAAGCGAUGCGAUACACGCCUAGACUCUGCAUUAGAAAGAUUCAUACUCCUUUCAUGCAUGACAAAAAGUUUUCAUUUGGAAUCUUCGCAUCACAAAUUUUUGCAACUUUGGGGGUGGGGGCAUUUUUCACUGUAAUAAAACGGAAGACGGGGUGCGGGGCAAGCUGUUGAAGGCACUGGAGAAAAUCGAGGAGCGGGAAGCGAGUCCGAAGAAGGGGCAAACCGUAUUACAGUGAAAAGUGCCCCCCACCCCUGAAUUUGCAAAAAUUUGUGAUGCGGAGUUUCCAAAUGAAAACUUUUUGUCAUGCAUGAAAGGAGUAUGAAUCUUUCCGAUGCAGAGUCUAGGCGUGUAAGUAUCGCAUCGCUUGCAUGACAACCGCCGCUCUUGCUGGGGUCUUUUGCAAUACAAAUUUUUGCUUUUCGUAUUCACGAUUGGAAACCUGUGAUGCUGAUAGAUGCAAGAGGGCGAAUGUUUCACUUGGAAACGUUUGCAAUGCAAACGCUUCCAAGUUCGGGGAUGGGGGCACUUUUCAUUGUAAUAAGCCGAGUUGGAUCAGGACACCAUCGCCUUUCAAAAGGACGCCAUUGCAUACCUCACGGACAAGCUCCCGAAGAAGAAGAACGAGGUGAACAUAUAACCCGCUCAGGUGUUACAAUCUCAAGCGUUGCAAUAGAGUCUGAGAUUUGUCUUGCAUGAUGAACAUGACAGACUCGGACAGCAUUUCACUUUCUGCAAUACAAAUGUCGCCAGAUUGUAGUGCGGAUUGGGACUCCAGAACUUGUCAUGCGCAAUCCUAUGAAAGUUGGCUAGAUCGUGCAGUCUUGUUGCAUCACAGAUUUCCAUAUUCUAUUGUAACGUUUGAGAUUGUAACACCUGAGAGGGUUAUAGAACAUCAGUACCCUGGAGAAAGGCGAGUGGUUCCUGGUGUACCUCAUUCUUAUCUGGUAAAAAAGUAAGAAGCCGAAGCGAGCAGCCCGCGUUCACACACUGUUAACUCGGAUUUUUUUGUGUCACCAUUUCCAUGUCAUACCCAGUUUAAUCACAUGAUUCACUUGCAGUUGCACUAGCAGUUCGAGUUCGUUGCACCAGCGCCACAUUCACCAUACAUACAUCAUCUUUUCGUUAAUUUUCCCAGUAUAAAGCUUUCCUUUUCUUUUUCUGCACACCCUGCAUAGUUCUUCGUCUUCCGUAGAAUGUAAUUCAUGCACGCAUUGUUCGCAACUCGAAGUCCACUUACUAGAGUUUGCUUUCCCUAAUCCUGCACCACGUUUAGGACUGCGACACAAGUAUUUUGUAUAUUCGUGUGUGUUAUGACGCUACGGACAAAUCAUAAACGUUUUUCGUAUGCGCAGCAUACCCUGCCUAAAAGAGAGGCUUCUGCCUACAAACUGCCCGCCUGUCGGGUAAGUAGUAGUAUUGUUAGUUGCAGUUGUGCCAUUGCAGUUAUACACUUUCUGCAGGAAAUUAUGCAAGUAAAAGAAGUUGUGGUUGUCAUCGAUUGGAUAUGGAGUUUUACGAUGUUAUUUCUUCAUCUCCACAAGAAGCACCCGCCUCCGAAGGGCUAC
Messenger RNA from Amoebophrya sp. A120, 2387 nucleotides. Lineage: Eukaryota; Dinophyceae; Syndiniales; Amoebophryaceae. The record is from the annotation of a GenBank genome assembly.